This is a messenger RNA of Hemiscyllium ocellatum (epaulette shark), 2647 nucleotides long. RefSeq names its product prostaglandin D2 receptor-like. Lineage: Eukaryota; Metazoa; Chordata; Chondrichthyes; Orectolobiformes; Hemiscylliidae. Gene Ontology annotation, cellular component: plasma membrane. The transcript is spliced from 2 exons. Gene Ontology annotation, molecular function: prostaglandin D receptor activity. Gene Ontology annotation, biological process: inflammatory response; positive regulation of cytosolic calcium ion concentration; G protein-coupled receptor signaling pathway. The record is from RefSeq and is a predicted model, not a curated record. Bases 609 to 1589 code for a protein of 326 amino acids.
CCUGACGGAGUUGACGCGAUGUGUUAGGCUGCUAAACGUGGAAAAGAAUGGUCCCGCUGAAUGCAAUUGUCAUAGCUGAGAACCUUAUCUUGUGAGCAGAGCUGGGCGUGCUGGGCUGGGACGGAACGGGCUGGGUUAGGUUAGGAAAGAGAGAGGCUGGGCAGAGCUGGGUCAGGGUAGACUUGGUUAGAAGUGGCUGGGCAGAGCUGGGUUGGAGAGAUUGGGUUAAGAGAGACUGGGCUGAGCUGGGUAAGGGUAGACUAGGGCUUUUGUCCGAAACGUCGAUUUUCCUGCUCCUCGGAUGCUGCCUGAACUGCUGUGCUUUUCCAGCACCACUCUAAUCCAGAAUCUGGUUUCCAGCAUCUGCAGUCAUUGUUUUUACCAAGGGUAGACUAGGUUAGGACAGGCUGGGUUAGAUUGGGAGAGACUGGGCUGAGCUGGGUCUGACUUUCGCCCUCCAACUCUUAAACAUCUGAAGCUCUGCGGAAGCCAAAGCCGGACCUCACCAGGAGUCUCUCCAAACCGCAGGGUGAACCUAAUUAUUUAUUUUAGAAGUUCUUUACAAAGACAUUUCCCGACUUCUGCUCCUCCGGACAAAGAAUAAAGCGAUGGGAUCUUGUGAAAAUAUCCACAAUGUCCAAAAGGACAGCAAAGUAGUGACCAGCAUCUUGCUGUUCAGCACCGGACUGCUCGGUAACACCAUCGCCCUGGCCAUUCUGGGCAAACACAAGUGGGACAGUAAAAAGGUGUCCGUCUUUUACAUCCUCGUCACCGGCCUGGUGCUGACUGACCUGUUCGGGAAGUGCCUCAUUAGCCCAGUGGUGUUCGCUUCUUACGCCUCAAACCUCACCUUGAAAGCUAUGGGGAGCAACAACACCCUGUGUAACUACUUCUCCUUCUCCAUGUCCUUCUUCGGCUUAUCCUCAAUGUUUAUCCUGUUCGCCAUGGCUCUGGAGUGUUGGCUGUCCAUAAGCCACCCGUUCUUUUAUCAGGAACAUUUCACCAAGCGCCUGGCAGUCCUCAUUUUGCCGGUGGUAUACAUUUGCUGCCUGUUGUUCUGCUCAAUGCCCCUGCUGGGAGUUGGGAGCACAAAGCAGUACUGCCCGGGGACUUGGUGCUUCUUUAACAUGAAUAAACCGAACUCGUCUUUUUCAGUGCUAUACGCCACCCUCAUGGCCGUUCUCAUCGUCGCUGUGAUACUCUGUAACAGUUCGGUUGCUAUUAACUUGACCAAAAUGUACCGGAGACAAAGGCGGAUGAGCAAUCCCAACCUGAGCGUGGUUCACCGCUCCCGCCGGCAGUUCAGUCACUCUGAGGAGAUGGAGAAUCUCAUCCUCUUGGUUCUCAUGAGUAUCAUCUUUCUCAUUUGCUCCCUGCCUCUCACGGUCCGGGCAUAUAUUGGUGCUUUUGCUCCUGAUGAAAGUGAAGAAGGAGAUCUGAUUGCUCUAAGGCUUGCAUCCGUGAAUUCAAUCGUUGACCCAUGGGUUUUCAUCAUUUUCAGGACCUCUCUAUUUCGAAAGUUACUUCUCAUGUGUUGCAAGUUUUCUCCUCCAACCCUGCGUGCGGAAUCUUGGAGUAUAAAUCACUAAAGACUGCUUUAGUCUAAUUUUUUUUAAUUGUCUUGUCCUUCCUUUGAUUUGUCCAAUUACAGAAAGGCCUAUCAAGUAAGACAUGAAUGACAAAACCCAUUAGCCUAACAAAAAAACCUUUUAAUGUUCUGAAUGAAACUUUUCCUAUUGGAACUGGAGGAGAGAAACCAAAUAUGGCGAUUAAAUUAUAUCCUUGUUGCACAUCCCUUGGAAAUUGCAAGAUAGGUUUACGUGCCUAAUGCGUGUACAUUUGUUACCAUCAAGUGCAUCUAACUGCUGUCCAGAAUGCACUGUUGAGGGCCUACAUUUGUCUUUAAUACAUAGAGUCAUUCUAAGUUGAUUGAUAUUUUUUAGGUCCGUCUGAAUUUCAAAUGUAAAUGGCACUCUGGACUAAGCUCCUUCUCACUAUGAUUCAUCUGUAGACAAAAUUGAAGCUCUAACCUGCUUUCAAUUCUAAAAGCAGCUACUGUAUUUGGAACUCUGUAAUGAUGGGAGACUCACAGGAGGACAAUGGAAAAUUUUAGGUAUAUGCCCUGAAGGCAUCCCUAAAGAGGUCAAAAAUUCCACAAACCUGUCAAAAUGUAAUUCAUUAGAGAAGGCACCGUGCACUUUGAAAGACUUCAUCAAGAUCAUAGGUAGGCAAAGUCGAGACACUCAACAGGGUGCACAGAUCUCCCAAUAACCCAACCCUUCAUGAACCACCUGUCCUGCAAAUGCGAAAUCUGCAGAUUGUGUAUUAAACUUUUCAAUCAUCUCAAAACCCAUCAAACUGGAAUGGAAGCAAGUCAUCCUGAAUACUGAGGGACUGUCAGAGAUAAUCAUUUCAUAUGCAGUUUUACUGGGGACUAAAAGCAAUGCUAAUCCAGAAAAUCAAAAUUUCUGCAAAAUAUCUCAGCCUUUUACUGCCCUAGCAAGGCUUGAUUCUGGCUACAAAGAGGGUAAAAUUCAGUAUGGAGUUGUUCUGUCACAAGAGCUUCAAUUUUUACUGGUCACAGAGAUAUUUUGGAAAUCUUAAACCUUCUCAAUGUUCAAAUAGUUACACUAGUAAUGUUACUAUU